AUGAACCAAUGGAAAAAAAGAAAUUUUUCUCUCGUAUAAAAAAUACAUUUUAUCGGAAUAAAGAUAAAGAAAAUAAAACAAUAAGACAAGAUACUCCGAUAGAUACAAGUCUCAAAGGACCGAGACCAUUCGCACGGGUAUUUAAACCACCUGUACCCGCGCAAAGAUCUCAACAACAACAGGAUAUUGUUAUUGAAUCUAAUAUAAAUAACUUACCGAAAACACCACCAGGUCUAGUGGAACCACCUGUACUCCGUCCAAGACAGAGUACACCAAAAACACCUAUUCCACUACCACAACGGUUUGCUUACAGUCCGAAGAUUGUAACAACAAAUGAUGAUUAUGAGAUAAAUGAUGCUCAAGUUGAUGCAUCAGAUUCUAGUAUAAGAAUAGAAAAUGAACAAAAUAACCAUAUGGAACAAGAUCAACAUAUGGAAAUAAAUAAGGAUACACACUCACCAUCAGUUGUAUCAAAAGAUAUGGAUUUUAAUCUUUUUAAUUUAUUUAAUUUUCCGAUAAUACGGAUAGAAUCACAUCGAGAAUUUUUAGAAAAGAAAAUGAAACAACAAGAAAAAGAAUUAGAAGAACUUAUGAGACAGUUUAGUGAAGAUACACAUAGAAUAGUAGUACAAUAUGUUAAGGAUAGUAUAGAACCAUUAAUAGAUAUUUUAAAGGAUUCGAAUAAGAAACGUUGA
Molecule: messenger RNA, 695 nt
Organism: Rotaria sp. Silwood2
Lineage: Eukaryota; Metazoa; Rotifera; Eurotatoria; Philodinida; Philodinidae
Source: the annotation of a GenBank genome assembly